Molecule: messenger RNA, 302 nt
Organism: Drosophila serrata
Lineage: Eukaryota; Metazoa; Arthropoda; Insecta; Diptera; Drosophilidae
Source: RefSeq, a predicted model, not a curated record
AGAGUAUAUCCAAUAGCAAUAUGAACAUCUUACAAGCUUUCUUUCUGAUCUGCCUGGGCGUCAUCUUCGGAAGCGUUGAUGCUCAAAUUCCCACCCGACAGGAAUCAUCCAGGGACAGGGCCUGUGGUGCAGGUCGCUACUACAGUGAAGCUCGUCAUACCUGCUUGCCCUUCUAAGGUUCUUUCCCAAAUUCAACGGAAAAUAUUAAGAUCUUAUUAAAUAAAGCCGAAAUGAAAAAUUACAUCAAUGAAAGUUAAGAAUGUAUUCAAGAAAAUAUAGUAAAGAACAUAUAUAAAAGCAUA